Molecule: messenger RNA, 2540 nt
Organism: Racocetra persica
Lineage: Eukaryota; Fungi; Glomeromycota; Glomeromycetes; Diversisporales; Gigasporaceae
Source: the annotation of a GenBank genome assembly
UAGAAUUAAAACCAAUAUACCGAGAUCCAAUUCAUGAUUUUGGUUUCCUUAAAUUUGAUCCUAAAAAAGUAAAAUUUAUGGAACUUGUUCAAAUACCUUUAAGCCCAGAAAAAGCCAAAGUAGGAUUAGAAAUUCGAGUCGUAGGUAAUGAUGCUGGUGAAAAAUUGUCAAUCUUAUCAGGCACCUUAGCUAGGCUUGAUAGGAGAGCACCAGAAUAUGGUGUUGGUGAAUAUAAUGAUUUCAACACAUUUUAUUUGCAAGCUGCUUCAGGAACUAGUGGUGGUUCAUCUGGAAGUCCUGUGCUUGAUAUUGAUGGACAUGCUGUGGCACUAAAUUCUGGUAGUGCUAGCAGAGCUGCAUCCAGUUUUUAUCUCCCUUUAGAUAGGGUGAAACGUGCACUUCAAUUUCUUCAAGAAGGAAAAAAUGUGCCGCGUGGCACCAUUCAGACCGAAUUUGAACAUAUGCCUUAUGAUGAACUCCGUCAUUUGGGUCUUGAUCCUAGUAUUGAAGAACAAGUUAGGGAAGAAUUUCCAGAUGAAACUGGUUUGUUGGUUGUUCGCGUAGUUUUACCCAAAGGUCCAGCUGAUAAUAUUUUAAUUCCGGGUGACAUAGUAAUUUCGGCUAAUAAAGUAACAGUCACCGAUUUUCUUGGUUUGUUUUCGCUUAUUGAUGAUUCUAUUGGUGAAGAUAUCUGCCUCGCCAUAUGUCGAAAUAAAGUAAUUGAAGAAGUUACUGUUCGUGUGCAAGAUCUUCAUGAUAUUACACCGAAUAAAUUUGUAGAAAUUGGUGGUGGUGUUGUGAAUGAAUUGUCGUAUCAAUUGGCGCACUCAUAUUCUCAACCUGUUGGUGGACCUUUUAUUGCCGCAAGUGGACAUAUGCUUGGUGGUGCAUCGGCGUAUCGUGAAUGCAUUAUUGUCAGCGUCAAUAAUCAAUUGACACCUAAUUUAGAUGAAUUCAUUAAUGUUAUGAAAACACUUCCAGAUGGUGCAAGAGUGCCCAUAAGGUUUUAUUCUCUUUCUAAAAUUCAUAAAGAAUAUGUUACAAUUAUGAACGUAGAUCGACAUUGGCACAAAUUUCAAGUAGCAGUUCGUGAUGAUACCACCGGCUUAUGGAAUUAUACUGAAAUGCCGCCGCCUCCGGUCAUUCAUUCAUAUGAACCGAUAACCGCAUCAUAUCAAACUUUGCACGCCUCGUUAAGUCCUGCAGGGAAAGUUUGGCCUUCGUUUGUGUUACUCGAAUAUCGCCUACCUUAUUUAGUGGAUGGAAUGCUAAGAAAGCAGUUUUAUGGUGUUGGUGUAAUUUUCUCUACUGAUCCGCCAUUGAUCGUUUGCGACCGUGAUACUAUUCCUAUAGGAAUUGGCGAUAUUUUUAUUACUUUUGGUAAUAGCGUAAUUAUACCGGGCAAAAUUCUUUAUCUUCAUCCUAUCUACAAUUAUGCAGUCCUCACUUAUGAUCCAAAGCUCUUGGGUGGUACACCUGUUCGUGCAAUUGAAUUUAGUGAUAAAGAAUUAGAUCAAGGUGAUGAAGUAUAUCUUAUAAGUGUGGCAGGUGACUCGUCACCUGUGAUGAAAAAAACCUAUGUAAAUCAUAUCGGUGAUGUCGAUACAAGGGAGUGUAACCCUCCCAGAUGGAGAGCCAUGAAUGUGGAAGGAAUAACUGUAGAUGAUGCUAUAGGAACGCAGGUUUUGUGUGAAUCCAAUGGUAGAGUACAAGCCAUUUGGCUUAAAUACUCAUCUCAGAACGAUAGCGAGAACGACUACAUAUUUUAUUGUGGUCUUCCUAUAUCGAUAGUACUACCUACUAUAGAAAUGAUCAAAAUUGGGCAAUAUCCACAAUUACGUGGGUUAAAUGUGGAAUUUUGGACGCGAAGAAUAGCCACAGCUCGUGCUUAUGGGCUUUCUGCAGAAUGGAUAAAAAGAAUAGAAUCUUCGGCAAAAUCAAAAUACACCAUGCUAUACGUAUUAAACAUAUUGGAUUUUACAAGUCCAGCUGGUAAACUUCUAAAAGUUGGUGACAUUGUACUGAUGAUGAAUGGCCGUUUAGUGACUAGGAUGGCAGAUUUACCACGUGCUUAUCAUCAGUCCGAAGAAGUAGAUAUGGUCGCAACGACGCCUUAUCCAAAAAAGGAAACAAAACGUAUCGUUUGUUGGGCCGGUGCGCUUAUUCAAAUGGCAUACAAGGCAGUUUUAGAACAAGUGCGUAAACCUCCUACGGGUGUAUACGUGUCUUGUACGCUUUAUGGAUCACCCGCAUCUAUCACAUUCCACCCCGGUAUAUGGAUUGUUGAAGUGCAAGGAAGAAAGGUUCAUGAUUUAGAUUCCUUCUUAGAUGCUGUUCAUUUGCAUGAAAAAGAACAGAAAGAAAACGAAGAUAGUGAUGGAUAUGUUCGAAUAAAAACGAUUGAUAGAAGAGAUGUUACACAUGUGGUAGCGAUGAAACUUGUUCCCCAUUAUUGGAACACGUGGGAAUUGAUGGAAGAUGAUAGUACACAAACAGGUUGGAAAGUUAGUUAUGAGAAAAAAUCUUUAGAGUCACACUAA